Molecule: messenger RNA, 758 nt
Organism: Ipomoea triloba (trilobed morning glory)
Lineage: Eukaryota; Viridiplantae; Streptophyta; Magnoliopsida; Solanales; Convolvulaceae
Product: ubiquitin-conjugating enzyme E2 variant 1C-like
Exons: 4
Coding region: 97-537 (146 amino acids)
Biological process (GO): DNA damage tolerance; protein K63-linked ubiquitination
Cellular component (GO): nucleus
Source: RefSeq, a predicted model, not a curated record
AUCAUUCUUCCUCAGAAGUCAAUUUUGUAUUGCGUUAUCUCCAGGAAACUCUUCAAAGAUUUGAUCUUUAUAUCUGUAAUCUCUAUAUUCCAGAUAAUGACACUCGGUGCAGGAGGAUCUAGGGUUGUUGUCCCUCGGAAUUUUAGGUUGCUUGAGGAGCUUGAACGUGGGGAGAAAGGUAUUGGAGAUGGUUCUGUUAGUUAUGGAAUGGAUGAUGCUGAUGAUAUUUACAUGCGUUCUUGGACGGGUACCAUAAUUGGUCCGCACAAUACUGUACAUGAGGGACGUAUUUAUCAACUGAAGCUGUUUUGUGACAAAGACUAUCCAGAAAAGCCACCAUCUGUCCGUUUUCACUCACGCAUUAACUUGACCUGUGUGAACCCUGAGACUGGAGUGGUUGAAGCCAAGAAGUUUGGUAUGCUGGCGAAUUGGCAGCGAGAGUGCACGAUGGAAGACAUCUUGAGUCAGUUGAGAAAAGAGAUGGCUGCGCCACAUAACCGAAAGCUUGUUCAGCCCCCAGAAGGUACCUUUUUCUGAUCACUUAAGCUGCAAGCUAGAAAAGCUGCACGGUUUCUCAUACACCCGUAAAUAGUUUCAUAUGUGACCCCUAGUCAAAGUUAAGAUUAUGGACCUCCAUGGGUCUUGGAACAUGUUUCAUUACUCUCUUCUGACUCUUGAUGUUUUAUGUUAUGUUCGGUUGCACCAAUGUUGAAGUAGAUUGGUACUAUGAUUAUGUUGUUCUUAUGUUUUUGCUCCUU